Messenger RNA from Porites lobata, 7100 nucleotides. NCBI's taxonomy places the organism in Eukaryota, Metazoa, Cnidaria, Anthozoa, Scleractinia, Poritidae. The record is from the annotation of a GenBank genome assembly.
AUGGCUUCCGGUCAUAGCCUUUUCUUAAUUCUUCUUCUUUUUUGUCAAAUAUUGGGUCUCGUACUGUUUCUGAGAGGUUUCUUUCCUCUGAAAAAAGCAAUCCAAGGAAUGGCAGCCAUCACGGACUUUCCACCGGAGCCAUCAGCUGAGAAUCCAGGAGAUCCUUUAUCUCCAAAAUUCGGAAGAGUGGUGAUCGUGUUGAUCGAUGCCCUAAGAGCAGACUUCGUAUUUAACAAUCAGUCAAGGAUGCCUUUUACUCAAGAAAUAAUCAGAACUAACAAGUCAUUUAGGUAAAGUAACGGUAUCCAACGGUAUCCCACCAAUGUACUUUGUUGCGUGACACUAAAUUAUUACUGUAUUGAUUUUUUAAAGGCCACAGAGACAACCUUUGUAUACAGUAGGGUGGGGGGGGUCAGGUUUAAAGGGAAUCCAUGUAGUCAGAAAUUUGAAAUGCCCAAAUAGCUACUAAAAUUAUGUGGGAAAUCACCACUGUACAUAAUUUAUGCACUAAUCAGUACCCCUCCAGAGUUGAGGAGGAGGGUUCCUGGUCUUCGCAAAGAAAGCACUAGUACAAUUUCAAAUUGUUGGCGGUUCAGUCGGUGAUAAAAAUCCCUCGGCUCUUUGGCCAGGGAUCCUUUUGAAUAGUGCAGCCCCCAUCCUGGAGAAAAAAUCGCCAACAAAACUCACCAAAUCCGAAGGGUUGGUUGUGUAUGUCCCUAGGUUGUGUAUGUCACCCUGCCAGGAUGGCUACUGAUUGGUGCAUUAUAGAAAUAGACCCCUACACCUGCCCUCACUAUACCGAUGUCUAUAUUACAUCACUAAUUUGCGGAGCCAUAUCUUUGCUUUUUCUGACAAACCAGUUUCAAACCUGGUACAUGUUAAGUUAACUGAAAUUAAUGUGCUCUUUGCAGCAAUAUUGAGGGUAAUAUGGUGACAAUAUUGUCAAAAGUUGAAAAAGCACAUGGAAGGGCCUACUGAAAAAAAAGACAGUGAAAAAGUAUCCUUCAGCUCGGGAAUUUAAUAAACACAUGGAGAAGUAUAAUGACAUCUCAAUUUUAUUUUUUCCAGCUUUCUAGCAAAGGCACAUCCACCAACAGUAACUAUGCCAAGAAUAAAGGUCAGUUUAGCCAACAAAAUAGAGAUGUUUGUGAUAUCCUGCUGUGGUCAGUCACUUAAGCUUUAAGUCCCUUAUUCCACAGUUAUAUGAGAUCGCUCACUGAAGCAAGGUACAGGUCUGGCCCAACUAACCAGGAAUUCUGCCAACAUAAUAAACUUUGGGUGAAAUGUCUUUUGUCUAUGGUGUCGUUUACUUAUGAUAAUAAAAUAGUGUGCACUUCUGAGUAAAAGGAUUUGUUGGUAUUGGCAUUAGGAAAUUAAUAUUAUUUUAAUCUAUACAUGCAUAAAAUUUGAAAUUCUUCUUCCCCUGUAGGCACUGACCACAGGUGGGAUACCAGGUUUUAUUGAUGUGGUUUUCAACAUAGACUCGGAAUUUCUCCAAGAAGACAAUUUGAUAAGUCAGAUGAAGUUUGCAAACAAGAAGAUUGUUUUUUACGGUGAUGACACGUGGAUGAGGCUGUUUCCUGAGCACUUUGAAAGGACAGAUGGCACAACAUCAUUUUUUGUCACUGAUUACACUGAGGUGUGGAGAUAGCAGUAGCAGUCCCAAGGGGGUACUCCAGAGUUAAUGUGACAGGGAUGAUUGACAGAGGGCAAAAACUAAAACUCCAAGAAAAAUCGCUACUUUAUCCAAUGAAACCUGAAGAAUUCCCUGGACCAAGCAUUAAUCCCCCCAAAAUCCCAAGCCUAUACUCCCAGGGUCAUAUAACUGGAAGGCAUUAAAAUAAUAUUCAAACAACUGCAAACAAGCAGAACUACAUGACUGGCAUACGUGUGUGGUACUACAGCAAUCUACAGAUUGUUUUGAAUACCAAAACAAUCCCUGCUUAAAUUGAGGCACCCCAAAAUACUACCUUUACAAUAUUGCCUUCAAAUUUGGCUUGUUCAAGCAAAAUAAUCUCAAAGUUACAUGGAGUAUUUUAUGGAAAAUAAUCAGGAGUCAGUACACAAAAUAAUUAUUAAUUGCUUGUUUGUGCGUGACGUCACGGCGACCAUCUUGGUGGUCAAGAACAAAAGCAUUUAUCUCCUCUGGGAACUAAACUCUAUUUUCAUGUAAAUUUUUCUAGCAAAAUUUCUAUUGUAUUGACCCCCAACAUGGCCGCCUUGUCACGUGGUUGCAAACCAAGAAUUGAAGGAAAACAUUGAAUUGCAAAUUAAUUUAUGAUGGAUGACUUGUCCUAAUCCAUUCAUGGCAAUUUUACUUUUAUAUUAAUAACUAUUGUUAACAGGUUGAUGACAAUGUCACCAGGCACAUUGACAGUGAGCUUAAAAGUGCUGAUUGGGACAUUAUGAUACUUCACUACUUGGGCCUUGACCAUAUAGGACACAUUGCGGGACCAUCAUGUCCCCUUGUAGGACCCAAACUCCUGGAAAUGGACCAUAUUAUAAACAACAUUUAUAACGCAAUGCUCAGAUGGGAUCAAAAAAGAGAGGCACCUUCUCUGAUGGUACUCUGUGGUGAUCAUGGAAUGAGUGAUGCAGGGAGCCAUGGUGGUGCAUCAUCCUCAGAGACAAGCACGCCCCUUGUAUUUAUGAGCCCUUUGUUUGAACAGCUUGGAGGUGAAGUAUUUAACAGGAAAGAAGUUCAACAAAUUGAUCUGGUGCCGACUUUGAGUGUACUUUUGGGGCUUCCAAUACCUCAAAACAGGUAAAAGAUGAAACGGCCUUCAUAAUUUAACUAUUUAAAGCUUCUAAUAGGUCAUGGGACCUGGAGUGUUGAAAGUAAAUUCAACUCUAUUUUUUUAGCCAGAGUGUAAGGAUAUCUCAACACUUCAACUGACAAGGAGCAUGAUCAAUCCUAUUUAUUUGCCUUAUCAUUUGUAAGAAGUUAACAGACAGGCUCAACACCUAGGACAAAACUGACCACAGAGAGGUUACUCAAUGCUUCAGCGUUAAAAGCUCUAUUCUAGUCUGUUUUUGAAGUUUUGGUAAAUUCUAUCUGAUUUCUCCUUUGUUUUCUUUUCAGCAUUGGAGUUGCUAUACCAAGCCUCUUUGGUUUUCAUACACCAAGAGAAAUGCUAAGGGCUCUACAGCUUAACACACACCAGCUGUCUAAAACACUUACCGCAAAUGGCCACUCUGUAGAGAACAUGUACGAACUACAUCACGCCCACAAGCUUCACUCUGAUUGGCUCAAAUCCACAGAAUCUGGACACAGUUCCACAAAUCUCAAGACAACGGCGGGAAAGGUUGCUAAGCAGUACAUCCUGGCUCUUGAGAAAAUGACCAGUCGCAUGACCGCCUCGCUUUCAAAAUACGACCUUCAUGCAAUGAUUUGUGGUAUAGCUGUUCUUAUUCAAACGCUUUACUGGGUGGCCUGUGGUUUGCGUCGAAUUUCUUUUCCAAACAAAACAGAUGAAAGCCUUGAUGUCUCUGUGACAAGUGUCUUUGUUGUGAGCGGCGCUGUUCUUCUUGUUGCCGUUCUUCACCUCAUAGCUUGUUCCAGCACAGUGAUUGGUAAGUGAAAAAAGCAGUUGAAACUUUCUUUUCCGAGAUUCCCUAGCUUUAAGCCGUUUUUUUUCCAGGUUGCAAACAAAAAAUAGUUUUGAUCACAAGGCGCUGAUUAGAAGUCGACAGUGAUUUGGGCGUGCUUUGGCACUAACUGUGACAUUUUCUUCACUUUGUCUGACUACUUUACACUUCCACCAUAGUUAGUAAAGAGGACCCCUCUACUAACUACGCUUUCACAUCUCUGAGUGUGGAACUCAGUAAUAAAUGACAAACGGUUCGUGGGGAGAAAUAGGCGACAUUAUCCUCACUUGGUCAGACACUUCCACCCCUUCGUACCUAUUAAGUGUGAGAACUAAGUAUCGAAUGACCGCUGUUUCGUGCCAGGCCGGGAAAAGAUCUACUUAAUCCUUGCUUUCACAGACUGUUCCAAACUUCUACAAUUUUAGAAGUGUAGACUAGAACUAAGAAGGAAAGACAAAAAUAAAAUAUCCUGUGGUCAGCGCUGGACAAUUUAACUGCGUGCAGUCUCUUUUUUCCUUAAUCCGUGACCCGUCGAGCGAAACGCGCGAGAGACGAAAAAGACCGCGCGCGUGACUCAAGGCGCAAGGCGGGAGCUGCCGCCCUGGUUUCUCGCGUCUCGUGCUGUCCCCUCACUUUAAUGAUAUGAGGAAAAAGGGAGGCUGCUCGUUGCAGGCUACUGGACAAUUGCGUGAACCUACAACAAAACGACAGUUUGCGUGCCAAACUAUUCCUCACGAUAAAUAGUCGCUCAAAUGAAAAAAACUACUUCUUUUUCACUUCUUCUUAAUUUUUCAGGGGGAAGUGACGUCAUGUGUGCUGCGAACAGCUUCGAAUCCUUUCUUUACAGUUCAACUGUAGCGCUGCAGGCAGGAGUCUCCCUCGCAUUCAUUUUGCUUCGCAUUCCAAACCUUAAAUCAUCCUUAUCGUGGACUUUAUCUUGGUUUUCUUCUCUUUUUCAAAGCAGAAGACACUUCUUUCUUAUAACAGGAGUUGUACUGCACACAUUUAGCCUUUUAUCGAGUAGUUUUGUAGAAGAGGAGCAUCAGACUUGGUACUUUCUUACAUCUUCAUUUUUCAUGAUCAUUUUAUUGGAGAAAAGUGUGUUAUUUUGCAAGAAAAACACUCACGUUUCGUUGGAGUUAACACCAGGAAACGCCACUCAGUCAGAAAGCUUGGACGGUGAAAAUUGUGGGAGAUAUAGGAAAGAAAAACCCCUUGAUAACAGUGAAAGUUUAACGCACACAGGCUUGGGUACAGACCAAGUGAUUUUUACUAACGUGAAAUUAGGUGAUCUUUUUUCAAGAAAAGAAUUUGUCAACGCUGAAACGAUUAGGACGGAGAACAGUUGUUAUUCGAGGGAAGCUGCGAAAGCGCAAUAUAGAGACUUAUCGUAUUGUUUGGUUGUUUUCGUACUUCUUGGUUUAGGAAGACUAUCCAGAGCAUGGAAUCAAACUGGAAUAAAAUGGGCUGAUAUACCUGAUAUAGGAGAUUGGCUUGUUAAGCCAGAAAACAAGAUAAUAUUAUCAAUAACUUAUUUUACAUCACUUGUGUUUAUCAUUGGAUUCCGCUACGGUCGCCAUGACAUUCUAACUUCUGUUGUGUUCAUCGUCGGUUGUGUGUCUUCCUACCUCUAUCGUGCUGUCACUGGAAAUGUUCAGUUACCAUGGUUACCAAAGGAACCAAUCACAAAAGGGAUUAUUGAAGCGCGAGUGACGUACUGUUGCGUGACAGUCAUGGUGUUGUGGAAUGUAAUUCUCUUGUUUAAGGCAAAUGACAGUAAAAAGAAGAGGUUUUUCCAGGAAUAUAUUUGCGAUGUAUGUGAACCUCUUGAAGGGCUCCUGUCUGGUUUUUUGUUACUGGAAGUCCUUCUUCAGCGACCCCACAAUGCUGCCAUCUUGGCUAUUUUUGUACUUCAAGAAAGUAUAUUAACCCAAGUACUCUGGUAGGCAUAUGGGGCAGCAUAUAUGUCUCUGUAAGAAUGGGCCAAGUAGGCCAUUUCCAAGUUCCAAAAACUCACUUUCAAAACGAGGUUAAGUUCAAAACCUUUCCUGUGAAAAUGAGUUAAAAUUUGCAUGAGAAUAAAACACUAUUUUUAUAUUCAUGGCUUUGCUCUACGCCUUGCUUUGAAACAGACUUGGGGUUACUAGGAAAUGACGUAUUUAAUGAAUGAAUUGUUUUCUAGUUGAAAAACUUGUCGAUUAUCCUUCAAAAUAGAAAAUACGUAGGUAAUUCGCGACAUUUGUUAAAAUGCAGACAUGGUUUCUUGAGAUGCAAAAGAAUACAUUACGUGACUCGUAAAAAGUCACAAAAUACUUAAAUACUUGCAAGAAUUUGUUAUGAGUCAUGAUAUGUCUAAAAAAGUACUUGAAACCAAGACAUGAAAUAUUAAAAAGGCGGUUUGUGUUUUGGAAAAUAGUUGAAAGGUACUUGAUUCACUGUGGUGUCCCUUCAACAUCUUGUUGUUGUCAUCUUGGGCGAGGUUUGAAUUCUUCCUUUUAUGAAACACUUAAAAGACUUCUUCGAACUCUGUCGCUUAGGAAGGAAAUUGAUUCCGUUAAUCUCGCCGUUUUGAGAACUAUCAAGUUCUCUCAUUACAUUAGAAACGUUUUUGUUAUUUCUUAUUAUCUAUCACAUUUUCUUUGUAGCCAAGAGAAGUCGUGGAUUGUCACGUUGAGUUCCUUGUGGAUGGGCCAUGCCAUGUACUUUUCCCUUGGGAACUCAAACAGCCUGGCCUCAGUGGAUAUUUCUGCGGGCUAUGUGGGGCUAGAGGAUUUUGUACCCAGUAUUAUGGUCCCUCUCACAUAUGUAGCCACUUAUUGCGGUCCAUGUCUGUGGCUGAUGGCUGGAAUCUUGUCUGUUAUACGAAAUACCCGGGAUGCAGUGAGGUGCGUACAAGUUUACCUUCACAUCACUUUAUCUGUUUAUUUUUAAUAUUUUAUCCGCAACACUACGCAAGAUGGAACCAUUAUGCUUACCAUAUCGACUUAGAAAAGAAAUUGCUGCAUAUUUCGGCUCUGAUUUGAAAGGUUACGUUAACGAUUUUUUCCAAAGACUCAAAACCCCGAGGCAAACCUUUGGUCGGUAGAGAGAAAAUUCCGGAUCACGUUCCUGGAAAAAGCGUGAAAUCUUAACCGUGACCAUGAGAACGUAACUAAUUUUGUCAAAUAUAUGAGUACUGUGCCUACAUUGUCGGGCUCUGCCCAGUUUGCUACAAGAGUCUUAAUUUUAAACGAACACUAACGAACGUUUUAUUCAUCGUUUUCUUUAGUUUACAGGUCUCUCUCUACCAAGCGUGUUACGUCAUCGCUGUCUGCCAGUCUCUGGUCCUUUGUGUUUACUGUACAUUAGUAUUUAGUCGGCGGUAUCACUUGUUCGUCUGGAGUGUCUUUUCGCCGAAGUUGCUAUAUGAAACAACCAAAACUUUGCUUUGCUCUGUGUUUUCUAUUUCUGUUAUUUGUCUGACGUGUUUCUUAGUAAAAACGGAACGACUUAGCUUGCAGAAAUCUGAAUGA